Messenger RNA from Fukomys damarensis (Damara mole-rat), 2848 nucleotides. RefSeq names its product OMA1 zinc metallopeptidase (gene Oma1). Gene Ontology annotation, molecular function: metalloendopeptidase activity. Gene Ontology annotation, cellular component: mitochondrial inner membrane. Gene Ontology annotation, biological process: mitochondrial protein processing; protein quality control for misfolded or incompletely synthesized proteins. The transcript has 10 exons. Lineage: Eukaryota; Metazoa; Chordata; Mammalia; Rodentia; Bathyergidae. The record is from RefSeq and is a predicted model, not a curated record. The coding region runs from base 1033 to 2622 and encodes 529 amino acids.
AGGGAGCCGGGCGGUUCCUCCCGGGUGCGGAGCGAGGUGUGCUCGGCCUCAGCGUUCCGAGAAAGAGACGAAAAAGUUCUACUUGUAUUCGGCACCGAAAACCGGAAAGUGUGUUGUCUAAACAGUUGUGCGAUUUAAUGAUUUCUUUACAAACUCGCCCACGAAAAUCACUUUUUAAUACUACGUAAACCACCUGCGUGUGUAAGACGGGGCAGCAGUUAUGACCUGCGGUUCUCAACAGGAGAUGUUGGUCCCGGGAAGUGAAAGUACCGCACGUGGAGUUGAGGCGCUGAUCCCCUGAGCGACUCCAGCUGGGACCCGGAACCGCGAGCGCAGGGUUUAGGUUCAGAGCCUUCGCUCUCAGCCGCGGGAAGGGGUGCAGGGCGACAUUUGAAGGCUCAAGAGUCCAGCCUGCUGCCUCAUCCACUUUUUUUUUUGAAAGCCUUCCAUCAUGUGUGUACUUUGCUUGAAAGAUUAUUUUAAAGCACAUGUCCUGUUUUUGCCAAUUGACAGCUGUUUCCAUAGAAACUAGACAAGAAAUCGUCAUUUCCAGCAAGAGUUGUUAGAACUGUCUUCUAGGCUUCAGCUGUGAGUGCCAGAGUGUUGUACUUGCUCAUUCUGAGAAGGUACUUAAAGAAUUGAGGAUCUGAAGUGUUCUCCGAGGCUAACAAUCCGAAUUGUUAAUUUUCUCACAUCAUUAAUUUUGUAAUCCUCGGAGUCUGCCGGCGAUGUUUGUUGACCUGCCAUAAUUCUGUGAGCCCUAAUUCUUUCUUAGAUGCUGUGUGCUGUAGUGAUUGGCUCUACAAUAUGUAGAAAUAGACUUCUCCCCAUGUUCCUUACCCUGUCUUGCGGAUAAACCAGGGCUUACAAAAUGUCAGUAAUCCCUGCCACCCAGAAUAUUGUCUGGCAUGUAAUAGGCCCUAAUGAAAUGUUGAAAUGACAAUAUAGUAUUUAGCAACUUGGAGGGAAUGAAUGAAUCAAUGGAGAAUAUAAUUCAGAGGUCAGACACUGAAUGAGAUAAGCAAAAGAAAGAUGAGCUUCAUUUAUGGACUGCAGUCUACCAGAAACGCUUUUCUCUUCCGAUUUAAUCUACUGGGCAGCUGGAGAAAGCGGAACUCACUGGCAGUAACUUUAGCAGGCUGCCGUCAGUUUCAAAAUCUCUCUCUAGUAAAUAAAAAUCAGGGGCUUACAUCAUUCACUUGGUGUGACAGGUUGACAUUUCUGCGUGGAAACUCCCAUAUUAACAGGACUUUCGAUAACGGAAGACCAGAGUGCUUCUCACAUGCCAAGAGUAAGGACAUGUGGGUGAUUACCCACAACUGUACCUCGAGGAAUGACUCUUUUCCAAGAUGGGUACUGACCAAAGAAGGUGCAGUUGCUCCUGCCCUUCCUCCUGCCCUUGCAGCUUGGUGUCCUGUGCCCUGUUCUCUGGUAAGAUCUGCCAGGAAUUUCCAUACUUCUCCACGGAUUCAAGCUGCUCCCAUUCCUCUCCUGUUGGUCCUUCUAAAGCCACUGCAGAAACUACUUGCAAUCAUCGUGGGCAGGGGCAUAAGGAAAUGGUGGCAGGCACUUCCUCCUAACAAAAAGGAGCUAUUUAGAGAGAGUGUGAGGAGGAAUAAAUGGAAGCUGUUUCUUGGUUUGAGUACCUGUGGACUGUUAUUUGUAAUGUUUUAUUGUACUCACCUGGAAGUGAGCCCAAUCACAGGAAGGAAAAAGCUACUAUUGCUGGGGAAGGAGCAUUUCAGAAUUUUCUCAGAACUGGAAUAUAAAGCAUGGAUGGAAGAAUUUAAGAAUGACAUGCUAACUGAGAAAGACCCUCGACACCUGGCUGUUAAAGAAGUGGUCUAUCAUCUCGUUGAAUGCAAUAAGGAUAUCCCAGAAAUCUCUGAGAUCAAUUGGAUUAUUCAUGUGGUUGAUUCCCCAACUAUUAUAAAUGCCUUUGUGCUUCCUAAUGGACAAGUGUUUGUUUUCACGGGGCUUUUAAAUAGUGUAACUGAUAUUCAUCAGCUUUCCUUCCUUCUGGGCCAUGAAAUAGCACAUGCAAUACUUGGGCAUGCUGCAGAAAAGGCUAGUAUGGCUCAUUUGUUGGAUUUCCUGGGCAUGAUUUUUCUCACAAUGAUAUGGGCCAUUUGUCCACGAGAUAGCUUGGCAAUUUUGGGCCAGUGGGUACAGUCUAAAUUGCAAGAGUAUAUGUUUGAUAGACCAUACAAUAGAACAUUGGAAACUGAAGCAGAUAAAAUUGGACUACAGCUUGCUGCAAAGGCUUGUGUGGAUGUAAGAGCCAGUUCAGUGUUUUGGCAGCAGAUGGAGAUUACCGACAUCCUCCAUGGUCAUCCCAAGCUGCCAGAGUGGUUAUCUACACACCCUUCUCAUGGAAACCGAGCUGAACACUUGGAUAGUCUUAUACCAGAGGCUCUGAAAAUCAGAGAGUUCUGUAAUUGCCCACCACUUUCUGGACCAGAUCCUCGAUUACUAUUCAAACUCAGCAUGAAGAAUUUUUGUGAAGAAUUGGAAAAAGACCGAAAUACCACUUUUAAGCAACAGAAAAUGGAUCCUCUUCCCACUCAAAAACAGGAGCAAAUACCAUUAACAUAUGUAGUUGAGAAGCAAACUGGUAGCUGAAUUAAAAUUUAUGAGAAUCAGAAUAUGUGAAAAAUACAGUAAUCCUUACUGCUUUUAUGUUACUUCUUAAAAAAAAUAAUGUUUGAAAUAAAAAUAGAUGUUCAGGGUAAAAUCAUGAAUAUUACAGAUUCUGUAUUAUCUAAAUUCUUCUAAGUAUUUUUCAUAAAAUAUUGAUGUGUUUUAAUUAUUUUAAAGUAUCUUCAGUGAGGGAAAUAUCACAGAAUAA